UUCAAAUGGCCUUUUGGUAGAACUGCACCUUUGAACAUUUAGCAACUUGCGAGCGCGGUGAAACGUGUGCGCUGCGUGUUGAAUUGGUCUCGCGUCGAGUAAGAGGGGCAACGUUUGUUUUUGUUUUUUUUCCUCUCCCUCUCACUGGUGCAGUUCCUUUGCAGAAUCAAGUGGAGUACCAGGAAGUAAUCAGGAAUACAAACUCCUCAAACAAGACAAUCGUUUUGUGCACGUUUGGGCAUUUGUUUGUUUUUUACUCCAACAUUUUGACAAGGCUGGAAGCUUUUUACCAAUUUUUGGAGUUUGCAUAUCUAUGAAGUCCGAGUUUCCCCAACUUGUAUCUUCCCCAAACGUACACAUAGUUAAAUGGGCAUUUUGCAAAUGUGAAAGCAAGUCACGCGACAAUAAUGCCGUCUUUAUAACGCACGGCCCGUCAGGCUCUCCCUUUCAUUAACCGGAAAGGCCAAUGACGGCAAUGUAGCUAACGCAGCUUUAGUUUUUCUUCAUUGUCAUGUGACUUUGAAUUAGCGAGUAUCGUUUCCUUCCAACUCCGGCAGUCUUGAAUGAGGUGAGCAGUGAGUGGGUUUCCUGCAAAAGACUGCCUGCCCCCUCGACUGCUUUUCUUUGCUGCGUGCGUUUGAGUAGAUUCUAAAAUGAUUGGGUAAACGUUGAUGCCAAUUGCUACUGGCCCACAGCGCGGCAGGAAAAGGCGACUUUCGUUCUCCCCGGCUUGGCGUGGCGGUGGAACCGCUACACAAAGCGCUGUCCUGGUACGCGGGCAAACGCCUUCUUCACUUUGACGACCGAGUUCUUCUGCAACCCGUGGGACAAAUGACCCCUCUUCAAUCCGAUCUUUUGCGAUCCCGCUGCUCAUCUUUCACACGUCCCAACUAAAUCGUUGAACAGUGACGGGAUUUGCUCCGGAGCGGCUCGGAAAGCUUCCUCGGAGACGAGCGGGCCCGCUCGUUUGGAAAUCCGUCUCCUUCCUCGUUUGGGCCAGUGUUCCGGAUCGGCGAUUGCAGCUCGUUCCCGCAACCCAGCCUGGACGAAGCGCGCUGCUGCCUCUUGGGAAAGGGGCUGCACUGUCCUGGCAGAGGUUUACAGGGGUCGUGUGCGCGCCGCUCCUCGUCUGACUUGUCAGUGCCGGCGGGCCUGAAGAGAACAGGCUAGACGGAGCAAGGGAGGAGGCCGAGGACUUCAGAGCCAUCGACUCUGGGAUCCUGGCCAUGAGGUUUGAUGCCUCAAUCCACUGACCAGAAACACUGGACCUAAAUGGCGCAGCAUGACUUUGUCCCUGCCUGGCUUAACUUCUCCACACCCCAGCCUGCCAAGUCCCCUGCUGCCACCCUCGAUAAACAAGGCGAGCCCCACCACCACCACAGGGAAGGCAGAAAUGCUGUGAGCCGCCGCCGCCACAACUCUUCCGACGGCUUCUUCAACAACGGCUCCUUGCGCGCUCCAGCAGGUGAUGGGUGGCAGCAGCCCUCGCUACUUCUGAGACAUGACUCUGUGGAUUCCGGGGUGGCCAAAGGAGGGCACAGUGGCUUAGCAGGGGGCUCGUGUUGGAAGGACACACCCAGCUGGCAUGGAGCCCCGCGGGGUGCCCAGGACGCCCGCCACCACCAUCACCACCCCAAACGGGGAGGGGGCGACAGGGACAACAGGCAGGGAGGGCACCGGCAGCGCAAUGGUAACUUCCACCCCCGUAAGGGCACCUCUUACCAGGACAAGUUUCCCAAUGAAGAACGCAAAGACAAUAAGGACGACAAGCUGAAGUUUGUGGAAGAGGACUUUCCUUCCCUCAACCCUGAAACAACUGGAAAGCCGGGCGCUCCCAUGAGGCCGGUGGCUCCCCACGCCGGAGUGUGGGAAAAUCCUCCCAGUGGCAAGCAGAUGGUAUCCAAAAUGUUGGUGAUCAAGAAGGUUUCCAAGGAGGAACCCAGCGCCGCCUUCGCCAGCGCCGGCGCCUUGCCAGCCAACGGCGCGAAAGCUCCCAUCGCAGCCUCCAGCGUCUACAAGAAUCUGGUCCCAAAGCCUGCGCUAGCCCCCACCAAAAGCACCCAGUGGAAAGCCGGCGCUAGAGAGAUGUCCAAGUCUGGCCGAGAUUCCGUCUUUCCCAACCCCGCCGUCAAACCCAGCCCCCCGGUCAGUGCACCACAGCACAACACACCUAAAGAGCAUCCUCCCAGCACCACUCCUCCCAUAGACAUUGCCCCGUCGAGGCUGAAGCUGAUGCGCCGCGGCCCCGACCGCAAGAGCGAGUUCCUGCGAGCUCUGAAGGACGAGGGCACCGGCGAGCUGACGACAAGCAGCAGCCCGGGAACUUCGGGAGAGGGCGAAAGCAGCACCCCAGAGCCCAAAGCCUACAGCGAGGACGUCUGCCACGAGAACGGGCUGUCCUACUCCCUCAGCGACUCUGACACGGAACACCUGUCUAGCUCGCUGGAGGCUGAGCACAGAUUGCUGAAGGCCAUGGGAUGGCAGGAGUACCCCGAAAACGACGACAACUUCCUGCCUCUGACCGAAGACGAGCUGAGGGAGUUCCAGACAAAAACCGAGCAGCUGAAGCGGAACGGCCUGCAGAAGAACGGCGUUCUCCCCAGGCCGCGCGGCGUCACCCUCCACUUCACCCCCUGGAGGAGUGUGGCGGAGGCGCACGUGGAGGAGGGCUCCGAGUCCGAAACCAGUAGCAGCAGCCAGACGUCGGACGACGACGACGACAAUGACCGCAUCAAAUCCUAACGGGGCUUUACGGAACAAAACAAAAUAGAGAAACGACGCAACAGCCAACACAUCUCAGCAAGCCACCCGCCCUCCUUUCUCUCUCUUUUUUUUUUUUUAAGAGCACCGUUUUGAAUUUUUGAUUAUUUUUGUUGUUCUUGCACAAGGGAAAAACCAAUCAAGUCCCAGUGAAGGGGGAGGUUUCUGCGCUGCCAGACGUUGUUUUCCCUGCGUUUCCUCCUUCACUGCAGUCCUGCUCUGACCCUGAACCCGCCUCCUUUUUCUUCCUCGCUUUGUGGAACGGAAGUGUUCAUCAAGAAAAAGGGCAAUGAAUGCACACUUGAUUCUGCUUUAAACAGACUAACUCAUUUCAUUGAUGAUGCUGAUGACACAUUAUUAAUGACAUUAAUAAAAUUGGUUCCUGACAAGCUGA
This is a messenger RNA of Syngnathus typhle (broad-nosed pipefish), 3154 nucleotides long. RefSeq names its product GC-rich promoter binding protein 1-like 1 (gene gpbp1l1). Gene Ontology annotation, cellular component: nucleus. Bases 1273 to 2742 code for a protein of 489 amino acids. NCBI's taxonomy places the organism in Eukaryota, Metazoa, Chordata, Actinopteri, Syngnathiformes, Syngnathidae. The record is from RefSeq and is a predicted model, not a curated record. The transcript has 12 exons. Gene Ontology annotation, biological process: positive regulation of DNA-templated transcription; DNA-templated transcription. Gene Ontology annotation, molecular function: DNA binding; RNA binding.